Messenger RNA from Xenia sp. Carnegie-2017, 3030 nucleotides. Its product is annotated as gastrula zinc finger protein XlCGF49.1-like. The transcript has 2 exons. Bases 25 to 825 code for a protein of 266 amino acids. The record is from RefSeq and is a predicted model, not a curated record. Lineage: Eukaryota; Metazoa; Cnidaria; Anthozoa; Malacalcyonacea; Xeniidae.
GUUAUAAACAUGGCGGCAGUUUAAAUGGACAUCCUUUGGUUAGUGCAUGAUUUGAGAGAAACAGUUUAUGUUGGAAUAAAAUAUUUUUUCUCUCCGCUGGAUGCGUUGACUGACCGGUACGACAUUAGACUAUCUUGCAAGUGCAAUUUCUCAAGACACCACCAAUACUGUCACUCUUCUAUGGCACAAUACCACAAGUGCGUGAAAUGCGCGAAGAUAUUUUCAAGACCAUCUGAACUGGCCAGGCAUAUCAGGGUUCAUACUGGGGAUAAACCUUACAAGUGUAAUAGGUGCCCGAAAACUUUCUCUCAGCCUGGAAAUUUAACCGUGCACAAAAGAGCAUGUCACUCCGAGAAAAGACCCUUUAAAUGUGGGAAGUGUCACGCUCGAUUCAAGAGAAAGUUUGACCUGGUUUCUCACGAAACUAUACAUACUGGCGAAAAACCUUUUGUGUGCAGUGAAUGCGGGGAUGCGUUUUCUCGAAAAUAUCAUUUAACACGGCACAUGAGAAUACACACUGGAGUUAAACCGUAUAAAUGUGGCAAAUGUGGUCGAAAAUUUAGCACAGAUAGCGGCUUGAGGAAUCAUGAAAUAACCCAUACUACUAAAAGGCCAUUCUCUUGUAAGAUCUGUGGUAAAACCUAUACACAAUUAAGUGGAUUAAAAAAGCACCAUUUGAUUGUGCACACUGGAGGAAUCUUGUUUGAUGCCAUUGGCCGUGGAGUUUUGAGAAAAAAGUCUGCUUCUUCUGGAAUUAAAACUGGGAAUAAAGAUGGGAAACACACUGGGGAAUCUUGUUUGAUGCCAUUGGCCGUGGAGUUUUGAGAAAAAGUCUGCUUCUUCUGGGAAUAAAGAUGGGAAAUUGCUUGAUUGCAAAGUACAUAUCCAUAGAGUUAACUUUAAACAUCUUCAAAAAAUGUCAACAUUUACAAUGGUAGUGAAAGUUGUUAAGGAGUCUGUGUGUCAUGUUACUGAUAGUUCUUGUCAGGUGGCCAGGCCCCUUCCAAAGAAUAGUUCUAUAAAUGCAAAAUCGCUAGAUUCCACUGUGCAAGUUGCAUUGACAAGCACUAAUGAACAUGAUAUGACUCCUGUUGCUGUAGAGGUAUCAUCUUGUGAAGGAAGCCAACCUGUUUCAGACAUUAUGCAAGUAAUUGACACCUCAUUCAACAGUGGAUCAGAUUGUGAGAUAAGUGAUUUUCAGGAGAAUGACAUGGAAACACUAGGUAUGAAUGAUGUCGAUAAGUAUUCUGAUGGUACAUGCAAUGAGAAUGCUUCAUGUAGCAAUGCAUCAGACUGUGAGAUAGGUGAUUCUGUGGAGAAUGACAGGGAAACACUUGGUAUGAAUGAUGUCGAUAAGUAUUCUGAUGGUACAUGCAAUGAGAAUACUUCAUGUAGCAAUGCACCAGAUUGUGAGAUAGGUGAUUCUCAGGAGAAUGACAUGGAAACACUUGGUAUGAAUGAUGUUGAUAAGUAUUCUGAUGGUACAUGCAAUGAGAAUACUUCAUGUAGCAAUGCACCAGAUUGUGAGAUAGGUGGUUCUGUGGAGAAUGACAGGGAAACAUUAGGUAUGAAUGAUGUCGAUAAGUAUUCUGAUGGUACAUGCAAUGAGAAUACUUCAUGUAGCAAUGCACCAGAUUGUGAGAUAGGUGAUUCUCAGGAGAAUGACAUGGAAACACUUGGUAUGAAUGAUGUCGAUAAGUAUUUUAAUGGUACACAUAAUGCAAGUACUUCAUGUAACAGUGCAUCAGAGAUGGAUGAUUCUUUGAAGAAUGGUAAUGAAACACAGGAUAUUGUGCUGAUGGGUAAUGAUGUGUGUUCGAAUAGUAUAAGCGAUACAAAUACUUUAUUUUUUGAAAAAGAAUUGGUGAUUCCAUUGGAAAUUCAUAGUUCUCUAGACAAGAAACUUAAGAAUGUGGAUAAUGAAGUAUGCUUUGAUGGUCAUUGCUCUGAGGAUGAGCCAGAAGCACAAACAACUAAACAAUAUUUGAAGAUGCAACCUUUAAGUUCACAGUGUUGUUGCGAGAGCAGUUGCUCACUUGAAUUGAGAAACUUUGAACAGAAGAACGAUACAAUCCACCUUGUUUCCAAGCGUAGCGAUCUCAACAAACGAAACGACGAUUCCACUCAUGCUGAAAUGAAAAGAAAUGCUGUCUUGAACGGGGAAACGGCGUCUGCAAAUAUUCGACCCACUUCAUUUUUUGAGCACAGCUUGCCUUCGAUUUCAUAUUUUGAAGAAGUAAUUGUGAAUGAAGAAGCAGCUUCUAUUAAUGUUCAACUCUCUCCAACAUUCGAACCGCUUUACUCAUUGCCUUCGAUUUCAAAUUUUGAAGAAGAUAUUGCAAAUGAAGAAACAAAUGUUAAGUUCUCUCCAACAUAUGAACCACCGAAACCUUUGUCGUCCUUUUCGACCAAAACCUUUUGUCGUCCUUUUAUUGCGAGGGAAGAAGCAGAUCCUGUUAAUGAUCUACUCUCUCCGAAUUUCGCACCCUCGAAACCGAUAUCUUCGUUUUCAAAUUUUGGCGAAGACAGGGCCAAUGCUUUUAUGCUGGCCAUUUUAAACAAGAGAAGAUAGAAGAAGACUCAGUUGAGCAAUCCAACUUUUCUCUUGAAUCAUCGGAGCCAAUGCGUGUUGACAACGCAUGCCGAAAACUCGCCUCUGAAGUUUUCGCCGUGUUAAGAGGAGCGGAUAAUCUUGCGUCAAGUGAUAAGCCAUGGAGGAAAAAUUCAACUUUCGUUUCAUGUGGCUGCGAUUUGUGUAGUUUGCUGUUCGUGCCUAAUGAACGUUUGGUAUCUGAUGAAAAACUCAACGAUUAUGAGAUGGCAGGUCAAUUAGUAGAAAUGUCAGACUCGAAAGAUAUUUUUUGUCAGUGUGACAGUCCUGAAAAGAUCUUUUUGUCGUCAAAGCGUUUCGAUUUCGAAGAAGACGUCUGCAAAUGCGACAUAUUUCAGAUAAAAGCAGAAAAGGUUUAAUUUUAAGAAUGCUGCUGGUCUAAUUGUUCUCACUUAAAUGAUUAAACUAUCAACUUUGUG